Molecule: messenger RNA, 975 nt
Organism: Rhinocladiella mackenziei CBS 650.93
Lineage: Eukaryota; Fungi; Ascomycota; Eurotiomycetes; Chaetothyriales; Herpotrichiellaceae
Exons: 2
Coding region: 1-975 (324 amino acids)
Molecular function (GO): oxidoreductase activity, acting on the CH-OH group of donors, NAD or NADP as acceptor
Source: RefSeq, a predicted model, not a curated record
AUGGGACUACCACCUCCAACGGAACAAACCCUCCUCCUCACCGGUGUCUCUGGCUUCGUGGCUUCACACAUUACUCGCGCUUUUCUGGAGGCAGGCUACAAAAUCCGGGGAACUGUUCGAUCGGAAAAAUCAAUUCCCGGGAUCCAGAAAGCCCAUGCGCCGCAUGUCGAUCAACUUUCGUUUGUCGUUGUACCCGACAUGGCGGCUCCCCAGGCUCUCCAUGAUGCGGCACAAGGUGUCACGGGCGUUAUCCACACAGCGAAUCCCUUCAUCCUCCAGCCAAAAGACAAUGAGAGUGAGCUCUUGAAGCCUUCUAUUGGAGGUGUCUUGAACGCACUUGAAGCCGCUGCAGCUCAGGACCUCCGCCCCGGGUACACCUAUACGGAAGCCGAUUGGAACCCGGCCACGUAUGAAGAAGCCAAAAAUUCGUCGAAUGGCGCCUUUUCUUACUGUGCAGCAAAAGCUCUCGCCGAGAAGGCUGCAUGGGAAUGGAUGGAGUCCCAUAAACCAUCCUUUAAUUUGACCAGCAUCUGUCCGCCUUGGAUUUUUGGCCCAUCCAUCAACGGAAUCAAGUCUCUUGAUCAUCUAAACGAGUCCACCGAAACAAUCUGGCCCCUGGUUGAUGGGUCGAGGAAAGAGGUCCCCCCGGUGGAAUUUGGAGGCUUUGCAGAUGUGAGGGAUGUCGCGCUGGCUCACUUAAGAGCAUACGAGAGCGAGGAAGCUGGCGGACAAAGAUUCCUGGUGGGUAAUCACUUUGACUAUCAGACCGCUGUCGAUUUGCUCAGAGUUGAUUUCCCCGAAAUCCUGGAUCGCAUUCCCGAAGGUACUCCAGGGCUUGGGUUGAAGACACCGAUGUAUGAGGUGAACGGUAGCAAGGCGCGCAAGGUCUUGGGUAUUGAAUAUACGCCACUCAAUACGACCCUCAAGGACACCGUCGCGGAUCUUCUGAUGGCAGAGAAGAUAUUGAAAGUAUAG